AUGGCGAUGCUCCUGGGUGGACAGAUUCGUCCUCGAAUCUUCCUCCUUGCCAUACUACUCGCCUUCUCGGUGGUGUUUCUGAUCUGGUCCGCACCUGGCGGAUCCGACUACGGCCUCCAGCAGCCGUCAAACGACCCGCCUCCGCCGCCGCCUCCGGCUGAACCACCCAACGAAGCGUCCAACGACGAGUCGAAUAAUGUGCAGGUCGGUAGCAAUGGCGGCGAAGAAGACUCGUACAAUGUUCCGAUCGAGAGCCGACCCGUCGAAGAGCCCGUAUCUCCGACCGAGGUCGCCCAAGCGGGAGCGCCUGUCGCGCAAACCUCCUCUGCCGGAUCCGUCGUCCAGGCGGCGAUCCCUUCGCCUACAAACAAGUGCAUGAAGUUUGAGAGCUGGCUACGGACCAAGCCAGGCCCGCCCUCCGAGGGCAAGCGCAAGUUUCCCUACGUGCGACCGCCUCCCGAGUGCCGCAGCUUCAAUCUACCGAGCAUGGAGGCCCUGAUUACGCGCAUGAAGGGUGUGAUCAAGGACCCGGACCUGUUCCGCCUCUUCGAGAACAGCUACCCCAACACGCUGGAUACAAUGGUCAAGUGGAAGGGUUACAGAAACAAGACGAGAGACGACGGCGUGAUCCUCCAGGAGCGUACGGACGAAGAACUCACCUACGUCAUCACGGGAGACAUCGACGCCAUGUGGCUGCGCGACUCGGCAUCGCAGAUUUACUCGUACCGCUCGCUGCUCGAGGCGUCUAACAGCUCGGACUCGCUGGCCAGCCUGUGGCGCGGGCUCAUCAACUCGCACUCGCGCUACAUCGUCAUCUCGCCUUACUGCCACAGCUUCCAGCCGCCCGCCGAGUCGGGCAUCGAACCCACGCACAACGGCGCCUUCCACCAGAACAACCCGCAGCCGCCCUACAACCCGGCCAAGGUCUUCGACUGCAAGUGGGAGCUCGACUCGCUCGCCUCCUUCCUGCAGAUCUCGACAGCCUACUACGAGCGCACGGGCGACGCCGCCUUCUUCGGCAAGUACGCCUGGAUCGACGCGGUGCAGGCCGCCGUCGAUGCCGCCGGCGCCAUGCGGAAGGGCACCUACGGUGAGGACGGCAAGGUGCAGAGCUCGGCGUGGACAUUUACGGGGUGGACAAACCGCGGCAGCGAGACCUUGACCAACGACGGCCUGGGCAACCCGAGCCGCGAGAACGGCAUGGUGCGCUCGGCGUUCCGGCCCUCGGACGACGCGACCAUCUACCAGUUCCUCGUGCCGGCCAACAUGAUGUGGGCCAAGUACCUCGAGGAGGCGUCGCACAUCAUGGACCGGCUGACGGACACGGACCCGCGCGCGGCGAGCCUGACGCGCGUCAUGCGCAGCCACGCGCUCGGAAUCCGGCGCGGCAUCGAUGCCGAGGCCGUCGUCAGGCACAAGAAGUUUGGCGAGGUGUACGCCUACGAGGUGGACGGGUUCGGCGGGCAGAACCUCAUGGACGACGCGAACCUGCCGUCGCUGCUGGCGAGCCCGCUCUUCAACUACAGCCGGUCGUCGGUGGCCGGGGGCCUGCCGGAGGGCGGGCGCGGCGCCGAGGAGCACGACGAGAUCUACCGCAACACGCGGCGGUUCGUGACGAGCGAGGACAACCCCUACUGGGCCAAGGGCCCCGUGCUGUCGGCCGUGGGCGGGCCGCACCUGGGUCCCGGGAAGGGGUGGCCCAUGGCUGCUAUCGUGGCGGGGAUGACGGCGUAUGAUGUUUCUCGCUCGCCAGAGCGUGGUGGUAGUGAUGAUGGGAACGGGACUGCCUUGGCGCAAAAGGCGGUGGAGGAGGAGGUCGCGGCGGAGCUGGGACAGGUGCUGGACUCUACGGGGGGAUGGGGCGUGAUCCACGAGACGGUGAAUGCGUUUAGCGCUGACGACUGGACGAGGGCGUGGUUCGGGUGGGCGAAUGGGCUGUUUGGGGAGCUGAUCCUCAGGAUCGAGGAAGAGGAAAAGAAGAAGAAGACGACGACGACGAAGGUUGAGGCGGAUGGGCAAGGAGGCGGAGAGGGGCUGCUGGAGAGGAGUUGGCAGUGA
Thyridium curvatum is the source of this 2058-nucleotide messenger RNA. RefSeq lists its product as uncharacterized. Lineage: Eukaryota; Fungi; Ascomycota; Sordariomycetes; Thyridiales; Thyridiaceae. The transcript has a single exon. The record is from RefSeq and is a predicted model, not a curated record. Bases 1 to 2058 code for a protein of 685 amino acids. Gene Ontology annotation, biological process: carbohydrate metabolic process.